Messenger RNA from Alexandromys fortis (reed vole), 6400 nucleotides. It is a transcript of the gene Grk3, whose product is annotated as G protein-coupled receptor kinase 3. The record is from RefSeq and is a predicted model, not a curated record. The coding region runs from base 96 to 2162 and encodes 688 amino acids. The transcript is spliced from 21 exons. Gene Ontology annotation, biological process: G protein-coupled receptor signaling pathway; protein phosphorylation; desensitization of G protein-coupled receptor signaling pathway. NCBI's taxonomy places the organism in Eukaryota, Metazoa, Chordata, Mammalia, Rodentia, Cricetidae. Gene Ontology annotation, molecular function: G protein-coupled receptor binding; ATP binding; G protein-coupled receptor kinase activity.
GAGCCGCGGAAGGGGCGGUGCGUCGGGGUCCGCGUCGGGGUCGCGCGUCGGGCGCGCCGUGGCCCCGUCGGGGCGGUGGGAGCUGCGGAGCCGCCAUGGCGGACCUGGAGGCCGUGUUGGCCGACGUCAGCUACCUGAUGGCCAUGGAGAAGAGCAAGGCGGCGCCGGCUGCGCGCGCCAGCAAGAAGGUCGUCCUGCCGGAGCCCAGUAUCCGGAGCGUGAUGCAGAGGUAUCUUGCAGAAAGAAACGAAAUAACCUUUGACAAGAUUUUCAAUCAGAAAAUCGGCUUUCUGCUAUUUAAAGACUUCUGUUUGAAUGAAAUCGACGAAGCCGUGCCCCAGGUGAAGUUUUAUGAAGAGAUAAAAGAGUACGAGAAACUGGACAAUGAGGAGGACCGGCUGCGCCGGAGCCGCCAGAUGUAUGAUGCCUACAUCAUGAGGGAGCUCCUGUCCUGCACACAUACGUUCUCCAAACAAGCUGUGGAACAUGUCCAGAGUCAUCUCUCCAAGAAGCAGGUGACAGCCACUCUUUUUCAGCCAUACAUAGAAGAAAUCUGUGAGAGCCUUCGAGGGGAUAUUUUCCAGAAGUUCAUGGAAAGUGAUAAAUUCACCAGAUUCUGUCAGUGGAAGAAUGUGGAAUUAAAUAUUCAUCUGACCAUGAACGACUUCAGCGUGCACAGGAUUAUUGGCCGCGGAGGGUUUGGGGAAGUGUACGGCUGCAGGAAAGCAGAUACCGGGAAAAUGUACGCCAUGAAAUGCUUAGACAAGAAGAGGGUGAAGAUGAAGCAGGGGGAGACCCUGGCCCUGAACGAGAGGAUCAUGCUGUCCCUCGUCAGCACUGGGGACUGUCCCUUCAUUGUCUGCAUGACUUAUGCCUUUCACACACCGGACAAACUCUGCUUCAUCUUGGACCUGAUGAACGGGGGCGACAUGCACUACCACCUCUCCCAGCACGGGGUGUUUUCUGAGAAGGAGAUGCGCUUUUAUGCCAGCGAGAUCAUCCUGGGUCUCGAGCACAUGCAUACACGCUUCGUUGUCUACAGAGACCUGAAGCCUGCAAACAUCCUCCUGGAUGAACACGGUCAUGUGAGGAUAUCUGAUCUUGGUCUUGCCUGCGAUUUCUCCAAAAAGAAGCCGCACGCCAGUGUGGGCACCCAUGGGUACAUGGCUCCGGAGGUGUUGCAGAAGGGGACACCGUAUGACAGCAGCGCCGACUGGUUCUCCCUGGGUUGUAUGCUCUUCAAGCUCCUGCGGGGCCACAGCCCUUUCAGACAGCACAAAACCAAAGACAAGCACGAGAUAGACCGCAUGACCCUGACAGUGAACGUGCAGCUUCCGGAUGCCUUCUCCCCAGAACUGAGGUCCCUCCUGGAGGGUUUGCUCCAGCGGGAUGUGAGCCAGCGGCUGGGCUGCUGCGGAGGCGGGGCACAGGAGGUGAAGGAGCACAUCUUCUUCAAGGGCAUCGACUGGCAGCACGUGUACUUACGGAAGUACCCACCACCCCUAAUCCCUCCUCGGGGAGAAGUCAACGCUGCAGACGCCUUUGAUAUCGGCUCAUUUGAUGAGGAAGACACCAAAGGCAUUAAGCUCUUGGACUGCGAUCAGGACCUCUAUAAGAACUUCCCACUGGUGAUCUCUGAGCGCUGGCAGCAGGAAGUGGUGGAGACCAUCUACGAUGCCGUCAACGCCGAUACGGAUAAAAUCGAGGCCAGGAAGAGGGCUAAAAAUAAACAACUUGGUCAGGAGGAAGAUUAUGCCCUGGGGAAGGACUGCAUCAUGCACGGGUUCAUGCUGAAGCUGGGCAACCCCUUUCUCACGCAAUGGCAGAGGCGCUACUUCUACCUGUUCCCCAACAGACUGGAGUGGAGAGGAGAGGGCGAAUCUCGGCAAAAUUUACUGACCAUGGAACAGAUCUUGUCAGUGGAGGAGACCCAGAUUAAAGACAGAAAGUGCAUUUUAUUCCGAAUAAAAGGAGGGAAACAGUUCGUCUUGCAAUGCGAGAGUGACCCCGAGUUUGCACAGUGGCUGAAGGAGCUGACGUGCACCUUCAAUGAGGCCCAGAGGCUGCUGCGCCGUGCCCCCAAGUUCCUCAACAAGCCCCGAACCACCAUCCUGGAGCUCUCCAAGCCACCACUGUGCCACAGAAACAGCAGCGGCCUCUAAACCACAGAGCAGCAAGGCCCGCAGGAGGGGCCCCGGCUCUUCAGUGCAGGAGUGGAAUGGAGCCACGGGGAGCCGUGUGGAGCUGAGACACAACGGUUCUGAGCACCGGGCUGCUCCGGGCUGGGGAUGCCCACGACACCAAGAUGGCCUUGCAGAAGUUGGGACAACCUCUGGGCUGGCCUGUCUACAAUUGAAAUUACUGAAGAAGCAGAAGGCAUUUUUUCUGCAUACCCACUUACUUUGGUACCCAUGGCCUCAGAACAGGAAAUGACCUUUAUCACUCAAGCGUUUGUGUCUGGCAUCGAGCCUGUCUGGGAUGGGACCACAGUGUCUGGGGCUGCAGUAGCCUGUCCUAGGCACCAAUGUGUCUGAGUGCCUGCCUGGAGUUUGGGGGUGUGUGGCUCCAAAUCCUGGAGGAGGCACAGUAGCCUGGGGUCUCUGUAGGUCAGGGAUAAUUCCUGUUUGUCCCAGAGGUGAUGAGGUAGCACUGAGUGGCACGUACACUGCCUGCCUCUGGUGGCUCUGCUCUAAGGAUGUCAGUCAGAGAGCAGAGGUAGGAAUGUCCCUUUGAGGAAUGGCCACCUUCUGGUCAACGUGACCAGAGGAGAUGCCCCAGGACUUCAGGUCAAGCAGGAUGUAGGUAACCUACCAGGCACGUGCUUGGGGUCUCCAUGAGGGGCAGGUCUAUGACAGAGUCGUGCUCCCUCUGCCAGGCCUGGGAAGCAUAUCCGAGGACAUGCCUAAGGCAGAAGAGUAUAAUUUAUAAUGACUCACACUGAUGGGUGGCAGUGUCCAGCGGUCUCCCGUGCGCCCUGGCAUGCCCCACAUCCUUCUGUCAUUGAUGCACUGUGCACUGGGUUAUUCUCAUGGGGGCGGCAGUUUGCCCAGCACCCUUCCCCUGAAAGUUACUUCCUCCACCGCUGCCCCAAAUAAAUGCUGGGUUCCUGUGUCACCGCCCUGAAACAGAAGUCCUUGAAGGGCUCCGCGGACUUGUCCAGCUCCUGGGGGCUAUGUUUCUAGAUAAACUGCUGAGCACGUAAGAACCUGACAUUGAAGUUCUUUGCAUUCUGUCCUAGAUCUGACAGUUCCCAGUGUGUACCCUUGUGUUUCUAUGCUGGGAAAAUACGGUGUUUAUUUAUUUAUUUUUAACAUUGCAAUGAUCUUUUGAGAGUUUGGAAGAUAAUUUAUCUGUUACUAUGCAGGUGCGUGGGGGAGUUGUGGGGCUCAGUGCCCAUCUCGUUGCCCAUUCAGGGUUUGAGUCCACAUCCAUGUACCCCUGUUCACUGCCUCUAGUGUGGGAAUAUGGCUGCAACCUAGCACAGGCACCCUGCUUGCUUAAAGAGAAUGGUGUUCAGAUUCUAUUGCACAUAUGCACAUGCAGUUAAGUGUUGAUGUUACUGUGUGGGUGUGGCUGGGGUGGGCAGCUCACACAAGCUCAAGCAGACCUGCAGGGGUGGGAGCUGCAUCUCUGGCCUUUUCAGGGGGAUAUACAGUACCCUCUGCCAAUCAGGAGGGUGGCUUGACCCCAGCCAGCAUUGGGCUAGCCAGACUAAAUUUUGUAUGGGGUUAUAGCUGUACCAAAGGGUUUUUAAAGGUGACAGAGGAUCAUGGGUUCCUGUACCUACAUGAUAUUGAGCUACACUCUCACAGACAUCAUGUGUUACCAUCUUGGCUGAGCCAAUUUGAAGACUCUUUUCCCUUUUAGAAAAGAAUUGUGUGUGUGGAGAGAGGCUCUCCUCAGAGCCCUUUGCCUCAGACUUACUCCAGGUAAACCAUUUUAUCCCAUCAACCCCAUUUCCCUCAUGAGGACACAGCUGAGGGAGGGCAGAUGGCCCUUGCAGUAGGUCCUCAAGAUUCCCGUGGCAGUGAUGGGUCCUCAGAGGCCGUCUUUCCACCCAAGCACGCGGUGACGGGGUGGCCGCAUCAGGGAAAGCCGCUGAGUUUACACUGCUUGGCUGUUUGAGGGUUUCUGUCAUGUUGGUGGGUCCCUGGAUGUCAGAUGGUUCUAUACAUUAACAGAACGAGUCCGUGCCUUCUCCUGGUUCCAGUUUCUGGGGAAGAGUACUUAACACGGUCAAAGACAUUCCAGGAGAUGCUGCUUUAAUACAGUUCUGUUCUAAGCAGACCCGGUUCCAUAAACAAGACUGUUAGAUCACUUUAAAGCAGCCGUGUGACACACGCUAAAUCGAAGCCUGUGGCAAACCCCAGUUUAUUUUUAUUUUUUUAACCUGAACUACCCUCUUGCUCUUGGGGCUCCAUGCGCAUGCCUCCGAGACAUGGUUAAGUGUGAUACUUCGGCAAAGUCUGUAGAAAUUGUCUCACUGUCACGGUUGACAGGGGAACCUGUCUCACUGUUGACACAGGGGUCUGCACACUGAUGGCUCUGUUGAUUGAUAUUACAAACUGUAAAACCAGCAGCGAGCGCAGUGUGGAUGGUGGCUUACCGGGGAGAGAUGAUAUCUUUCAAGAAAGAUAGCUUUGGACAGACUUGAUUCAGCAGGAUCAUGAGCCCAGCCUUGAUUGGCAGAGGCAGGAGGCUUAUGAUUUUGAGACUAGCCUGGGCUACAUAACAAGGCCUUGCCUUCAGAACACCAAGGACUUUGGCAGUAGCUUUGGGGCCACACUCUUGGCUCUCAUGUUCAUGGUUCUAGGUUUAAUCUCCAGUGGGGGUGGAGGGUGGACAGCCAACUGUUAGCCAUCUAAUAAGACUUAGCCUGAGUAGCCCCUUGUCCUUUGCCAUGUGCCUAUUAGGAGCAGCUAUUCUGAGGCCCCACUAGCCAUGACUGUUCACCAGUAGGCAGUGUGGCAAAGGGUCAGAGCUCCCCAGGACAGGAGCGAGUCUGUUUCAUAUUCCUGAGAGGCCAGUGGAAUCUGUGGUGGGCUCAGGGCAGGCGGAGAAGGUUUGCUUGGUCAGCUGAUGAAAACCAGACUCUUGGACAUGAAAAAGCACCAAGGAAGAAAGGAUGGAUGGACACUAGUGGGAGACCCCCUGGGAAUUCCCGAGUGAUGAGUUCCAGAGGCUGAGUUGCUCCCCUCAUGAAGGUGUCAUGCGUUCUUCCCUGGACAUUCCCAGGGAGGUCCCUCAUCGGCGGUAUAUCCCUGGACCCUGAGUUUGUCACCUUACACUGUGUGCUGUGUAGCCCGGGCAGAGAGAGACAGUGUCCGGUCACUGCUAUUGAAUGUGCUGCCGGGGUUGGGGGCAGUGUCCCAGGAUGACACCAUGGCCUUUCUGCGUGUUUAACUCCAUUUCCACUUUGAACUUUGACAAAUUUUAAUAACAAAAACAAAAACAAAAUUUCUUUUCCCGAGUGAGGCUGACCUGAAAGUUGCUUGCAUUUGUGUUAACAGGACUGUUUUAUUUUAUUCAGGCCUCAUUCUCAUCUGCUUGUUUGUUGCUCUGGGAUGAAGAAAGCUGAGCUGUAAGCCUCCUCUCCUCAGUUGUGAUGGACCUUAAGGUUUUCCUUGCUCAUUCACUUGUUUACUUAAAUAAGAGAGAACUGAGCACAACGUCUCAGAUCCCACAGCCUUAGUAUUCAGGACACCGAGACAGGAAGCUGACAAGUCCCAGGACAGCCUUAGAACUAAGUAACUAACAGAAUCAGAGUUGUUGUUUUCUGACCCAGAACAAGUGUGAGCACUCAGCCAGCAGCGGGGAGGUGCUGUCCUGAGAUGUGGCGCGGAAAGUGGGUUCAAAGUGUGGGCUGUCAUGAAGAACAAAGACCUUCUCAUAGUUAGUCCAAACCCGUGGCUAGAGUGAGGUCCCCAGCGGGGUCCUUUCUGAAACAAGUACCUAGCCUCCUACCCUUUUCAUUUGGCCCUAGAGAGAAAAUGUCUGAAGGUGGGGUGGGGGUGGAGCGAUCAUUCCAGUCGUCAACUGUGAUUUGUCCGUUUGUUUCCUUGGUUGUUUACCGGCCCUUGGUUGUACGUAUUGCAUGUGGUUUAUAAACUCAACACUGGCCUUUUUUUUUUUAGUUCUGUUAUUAAAUUAUAUUUUUCUAUGUUCUAGGUAAUAGCAGACCUGGCUUUUUCUGGGUAACAGAGAUGGAUGGACCUGUAACUAUGAGACAAGAGUUCUAUUUUAGCACAAAAAGCAUUUUAUAUUAUUUAUUGAAUCCGUAUGUGUGUUCCCAUGGAAACCAUCUGUAUUUUACUGCUCCUUGUGAUCUGUAUAGUUUGUUAUUUAAAGAGAGAUGGCAGCCUUUUGUGUUGUUGAAACAAUAAAACCGAGCUCUGAUGAG